Messenger RNA from Oryza brachyantha (malo sina), 669 nucleotides. RefSeq lists its product as uncharacterized. The coding region runs from base 51 to 467 and encodes 138 amino acids. The record is from RefSeq and is a predicted model, not a curated record. Lineage: Eukaryota; Viridiplantae; Streptophyta; Magnoliopsida; Poales; Poaceae. The transcript has a single exon.
UGCGUCACAUCCAUGCGCGCCGGCCUACCUCCUCCCCAUUCCUCGUGGCAAUGGCGACCAUCGCUGGAGGCGCCUCGGCGAAGGUACUGCCACUGGCGUUGCUGCUGCUGGCGGCCGAGGCAGCAGCCGUGGUGGUGACCGCGGCCGCCGGCGGUGACGAGGCGGCGGCGGGCAUCAUCAUCAGGCCGCCCUGCUUCCACGCGUGCUUUGACCAGUGCGUGCCCCGCGAGGAGUACUGGUUCUGCCAGUUCUCGUGCUACCACAGCUGCUUCUCCGGCGCCGGCGCCGGCGCCGGCGCCGGCCGCUUUCCCGGUGACUGCGAGCACGCGUGCGCGCUGUCCAUGUGCAGCCAGAUCGACCCGGACAGCAAGGUGAUGGCGGUGUGCCUCAGCACGUGCGCCAGGAGCUACGCCGUGGCCGGGUGCCGCCGCCGGCCGACGGCCAGCAGCUUUACGGCCGCCUUGUGAUUGAUUAAUUCACCGUGUAAUAUAUAUGGCUUCUGCUGCUGCUGUAUAAUACUAGCAGAUGUCUAUAAGCUGAUACAAAGGAGGGAGUGAACAAAAAAAAAGAAAUGGGGUGAACUCUCUACAUCAAAUACAUAUAUGAAGAGAUAAAGAGAUAAACAUCAGAGUUAAUCUUUUUGUCAAUAUAUUAUAUCGGAUUUUCUAA